GUGUUACCUUCUAGGAUAUCGAUUACACCAGAAACCUUAUUAAUCACUGAAAAAGAAAUUUUAAACUGUCUAAAGUAUCAAUACUAACUGAGAAGUCUGUCAAGUAAAUUAACACGUACAACUUAUGCAUAAUAUGUCAGAAAAUCCACAAUUAACCUCCAGUUUAUAAAUAUUCAUGAUCAAAAGCAGCGUCGAGUGUUGCUGUCACAUGACAAAUCAAUAAACAUUGGGCAGACGACUUUAUGAUCUAAUAUGAAUGGGUGUUUGUCUAUCUAUUUCUUAAAAUACGUAAAAUAGCCAAUCAUAUUCAAGCCAGUAAGGUCACCCUUUAUUAGGUCAUUGUUUCAUCAUUAGUGGACAAAAACCUAAGUAUUCCAUGUUAAAACGAUGAGAAUUGGUGUGGUGGGUUCAGGAAUUGUUGGCCUUUCUACGGCUUUAGCAAUAAAACAAAACUAUCCAAAUUCAGAGAUUAUUAUACAGGCUUAUAAAAAAGGUGAAGAGGUUACAAGUUAUGGAGCGGCUGGAAUAUUUAGACCAGACCCUAAAUUAUUACCCGUGAUUGAUUCGGAUACAGAAGAAAGAUUGAAAAUUGAAUGUUCAUUCAACCGCUGGUGUAAUAUUAGUCGUGAACAUUAUUGGAAGUUGGCUGCCAGUUCAAAAUCAGCAGAAUCUGGUGUCUACUUUCAUCCAACAUACCAACUAUUUGUUGAUUAUCAUAAAAAUGAAAUCCCUUUUGUCGGUAAAUUAUGUGGAAAAACAGUAUACUUGGAUGAAGAAGAGAUUCAUUCACUUGGAUUCAGUAAUUCCAUUAAGUCGGGUUAUUUCUAUAUAACAUGUAUUGUGGAACCACGUUAUCAUAUGACGUAUUUAUUGAAUGAACUAGAAAGCUUAAUGAAAACCAAUUAUCCAAUUUAUUCUUCUAAAACCGAUCAAUUCAAUUCACUGAAUGAGUUGUACACUUGGUCUAAAACUGAAAAAUUGGACAUAAUUGUGAAUUGUACCGGUUUAGGAUCAGGUUUACUUUUCAGCGAUUCGAAAAUACAACCGGUUAAAGGUCAAUUAGUGCGUGUUUAUGCACCUUGGAUGAAAUUCGGAUUUUAUUUCGGACAUGACGAUACAUACUGCUAUUCAGGCAAAGAAAGUGUAAUACUUGGUGGAUUUCGAGAAUCUUUACCCCCAGUUGUGAAAAGACCAAUAACACGAGAAGAUACUAUUGUGUCACGUGAAUCAACUGAAAGAAUUCUUCAAAAAGUCGAUAAUGUAUGGCAUGGUGGUUUAGGUAAAUCACCAAUAGUUGAAGAAUGGGUAGGAUUACGACCAUUUCGUCCAUCAAUACGAUUAGAAAUUGAGUGGUGUCGACCGGAAGAUAUACAUCAACCCUUGCCAAUUAUUCAUAAUUAUGGACAUGGUUCAAUGGGAGUUGCACUAAGCUGGGGUACUGCAAUGGAUGCUGUGAAACUGGUUGAAGAAGCUCACAAGUCUAGUCUUAACUCCUGUUGUUGA
Trichobilharzia szidati is the source of this 1503-nucleotide messenger RNA. The record is from the annotation of a GenBank genome assembly. NCBI's taxonomy places the organism in Eukaryota, Metazoa, Platyhelminthes, Trematoda, Strigeidida, Schistosomatidae.